Molecule: messenger RNA, 8143 nt
Organism: Pseudopipra pipra
Lineage: Eukaryota; Metazoa; Chordata; Aves; Passeriformes; Pipridae
Gene: KCNN3
Product: potassium calcium-activated channel subfamily N member 3
Exons: 9
Coding region: 109-2217 (702 amino acids)
Biological process (GO): potassium ion transmembrane transport
Cellular component (GO): neuronal cell body; plasma membrane; neuron projection
Molecular function (GO): small conductance calcium-activated potassium channel activity; calmodulin binding
Source: RefSeq, a predicted model, not a curated record
GGCGGCGAUAGCGGAGAGCGCACGGCGCCCAUUCAUGAUCCAGCGAACGGGGCCGGUGGCCAGUAAAGCGGGACCGGUGCCCUGUAAGGCGGCGCCGGUACUGCCGUUAUGGAGACAUCGGGGCAUCUCCACGAUUCGGGCGUGGGGGACUUGGAGGAGGAUGGUCGGUGUCCCUGCCCGCUACCGGGGGAUGAACGGUCACCGCCGCCGCCCUCCGCGCUGCCGCCGCUUCAACACAGCCUGUUGCACUCCUCGCCUGGGUCGUUACGGGCCCCUCCUCCUCCUCCUGCCGCCCCCGCCGCCCUCCACCCUUCCUCCCGCCACGGCAGCCAGCUCAACCUCGGCGACCACCCAGCGGGCUCUGGGGUGACGAGUGGCAAACACCGGCAGCCCAGCCCUUUGGUCCAUCGGCGGGACAGCAACCCCUUCACCGAGAUUGCCAUGAGCUCCUGCAAGUACAGCGGAGGAGUGAUGAAGCCCCUCAGUCGACUCAGCGCAUCCCGACGGAACCUUAUCGAGGCUGAGCCAGAGGCACAGCCCUUGCAGCUCUUCGGUGCUGGUGGACCUCCUGAGAUCGUUGUCUCUCGUGAGGACAACCAUGCGCCCACCACCCACCGUCCCACCCGCCUGCCCGCCCGCCCGGCCCCCACCACCUUUGCCAAGGGGCCCAAGCGCAAGGCACAAAACAUCGGCUACCGACUCGGGCACCGCCGAGCGCUCUUCGAGAAGAGGAAGCGCCUCAGUGACUACGCGCUCAUUUUCGGCAUGUUCGGCAUUGUUGUCAUGGUCAUCGAGACUGAGCUCUCCUGGGGCCUCUACUCCAAGAGAGGGGAAGGCAUCGGCACCCGCAGCAGCACCCAUGGGCGUCAGAGGGACGGCACUGCCAAGGGGGCUGGGGGGCAGCCAGCGGGGGUCCGUUCACCACAGUGCCACCGGUGGAGGGGAAGGAGCAAGGACUCCAUGUUCUCCCUGGCCCUGAAAUGCCUUAUUAGCCUCUCCACCGUGAUCCUGCUGGGCCUCAUCAUUGCCUACCACACACGGGAGGUGCAGCUCUUUGUGAUCGACAAUGGAGCUGACGACUGGCGGAUAGCGAUGACCUAUGAGCGCAUCCUCUACAUCAGCCUGGAGAUGCUGGUUUGUGCCAUACACCCCAUCCCUGGGGAGUACAAAUUUUUCUGGACAGCCCGCCUGGCUUUCUCCUACACACCUUCUCGGGCAGAGGCAGAUGUGGACAUCAUCCUGUCCAUCCCCAUGUUCCUGCGCCUCUACCUGAUCGCUCGAGUGAUGCUGCUGCACAGCAAGCUCUUCACCGACGCAUCCUCACGCAGCAUCGGGGCCCUCAACAAGAUCAACUUCAAUACCCGCUUCGUCAUGAAGACACUCAUGACCAUAUGCCCCGGGACGGUGCUGCUGGUCUUCAGCAUUUCCCUUUGGAUCAUCGCUGCAUGGACAGUCCGUGUGUGCGAGAGGUACCAUGACCAGCAGGAUGUAACCAGCAACUUCCUGGGUGCCAUGUGGCUCAUCUCCAUCACUUUCCUCUCCAUCGGCUAUGGUGACAUGGUCCCGCACACCUACUGUGGGAAGGGAGUCUGCCUCCUCACUGGCAUCAUGGGUGCUGGCUGCACGGCACUGGUGGUGGCUGUGGUGGCCAGGAAGCUGGAGCUCACCAAAGCUGAGAAACAUGUCCACAACUUCAUGAUGGACACACAGCUGACGAAGCGGAUCAAGAACGCGGCAGCCAACGUCCUGCGGGAAACGUGGCUCAUCUACAAGCAUACCAAGCUGCUGAAGAAGAUUGACCAUGCCAAAGUCAGGAAGCACCAGAGGAAGUUCCUACAAGCCAUUCACCAGUUGCGGAGUGUGAAGAUGGAGCAGAGGAAGCUGAGUGACCAAGCCAACACCCUUGUCGACCUCUCAAAGAUGCAGAACGUGAUGUAUGACCUCAUCACCGAGCUCAACGACCGCAGCGAGGACCUGGAGAAGCAGAUCAGUGGCCUGGAAUCCAAGCUGGAGCAGCUCAGUGCCAGCUUCAACUCCCUGCCACUGCUGAUGGCUGACAUGCUGCGACAGCAGCAGCAGCGCCUGCUCACUGCCGUCCUGGAGGCGCGGGGGGUUGGAGUGCCAGUGGGCACCCCCCAAACGCCUCUCUCUGAGAGCCCCAUUGGGGUUAGCUCCACCUCCUUCCCCACCCCUUACACAAGCUCAAGCAGCUGCUAAAAUGCAGCCCCUCAACCCCCUGUGGACAGGGGAAGCAAUUUCCAUACAGGUCACGAGGUCUCCGUGAACUCUCUUCUGGUCCUUGAACCGCUGCAGGACCCUUCAGCCGGAGCCGGUGGGACCAGCAGUGCCGAGCAAUGCUUGGAGCUUUGCCAACGCCUUGGUAUCGGGAAUCGCAUCCCUGUUCAGGUGCCUCUACACGUGGUGAAGGAAAGGGGACAGGAGGUGACGCCUCGGGCCAGCCCAUGCUGUGGCGUCUGGUGGCAGACAGAAAACCCACGCUCAAUCUCAGGUCUUCACAUUUGAAAACAAAACAAAACAUCAAGUCAGAAGCACUGAAGCAACGGAGACACCAGAGGGAGAGUUUUUCUCUGUGGGGCACUCCCCUCUCACCACCGCCAAGCCCCACCAGGCGGAUGCCAAUGUAGGGAUUCCUUACACAGGCUCUGGCCAAUGCUGCCCACGCUCCAUCCCAUAUCCUUGCCAGGACCCACAAGAACCCCCCCCCCUCACAUUGCCAGCUGGGUGACGGUUCCUGGCUGUAACCUGCCUGGGGGGGUUCUCUGGAGCUCUGAGUGUUUUCUGUCCGGGGAAGAACAAGGGACAUUUCUUUCUGGUCCUGAGUGUUUUAUCCUGUCUGGAGACAUGUGCCAGAGCCGGGACAGCAGUGCCUACAGCGUGCAGGGCCACGCAGGGCUGCCCCUGGCCAACGCACCGGUGGCCAGUGAUGGGGCUGGCGGGCCAGCCCUGGCGCCAGAGAGUCUUCAGGUGCUCACAUCACUGCCUUCUGGGAGUCCCCCAACACUUUGAGAAGGCAGUGGGUUCUUUGAGGCAGCCUCAGAAGUACUGGAUGGAACACUCCAUCAGCUCCAACCAUCUCCACUUGUACCAGGAACAUCCACACUCGAGCCCAGCUGGCAGUGUCAAAUCCACUGGGGCCAAGCGGGACCUCACUGGCAAGUGAUGUGGUAGCCAGGGUGGGUGCUUCAUCUGUUUAAAACAAAGCCCAUCGCCUUCAUGCCACUUCUGCUGGGUUUGGUGGGGAGCAGCAGCACCCUCUGGAACCAUCUCGGCAAUGGCACUGCCACCCAUGCCUGACAAAGUGCAGCCCCUCAGGCUCCAUUUUACUUUUUUGCUGGUGUUCAGCUUCCUGAGGUACCCUGGGCAUCAUUUGGCUGCUUCUGGAACCAGCUACUUUCAGUUCUUCUUUCACCUUUUCUCCCUUUUUCCUCCUCAGUUCUGCUUUCCUGAGUCCAUGCAUGGAGCCCUGCAGGGCUCUGACUCUGGGGCUGGUGUUUGCUGCUUUCCAUGAAAACUCAGCAGAGAAUAUUUAUAUGUUUUUAAACAGAUGAAGGAACCGCGUAAUUACUCUGUGCUAUUAAUUACACCUCACCCAGCAGUGUCAGUAAUUGUAAUCAAAGUCACUGUGUUACUCCAGGUAUACUCAGCCUGUAAUGUUAUUCUUUGUAACUUUUUCCCUUCCAUAAAUAACGCUGGAUUUUGUGCACAUGCAGGGGCAGAGGCACACCACCCUCUCACACCACCACCUCCCCACAGCCAAUGCCGAGGAAUUUCUUUGCUGCCGGUGGUGUGAGGUGGUUAUACUCCUUGUGCCCUGCAAUUAGAGUUGCAUAGAAAACAAGCAGUAGUUAGUGAGGAGGGCUGCCAGCCCACUGGCCCCAGGAGGAGGAGGACGAGGAGGAGGAGGAAGGCUGCAAGGCAACAGCAGGAGUUCUGUGACAUUAGCUCCCAGUGCUGCAGAGGUGUUGGUAGCAGGGGAGCAAGUAUGGUCAUCCCCAUCCUUCAUGUGGCCAUCGCUCCUGGUCCUCGGCCAGCAGGAGAUACUCGGCUUCUGAGAACUAGUUGCUCUUUCAAGCUCUUGUAAUUAGUGUAAUUGAUCUCCUAGGAUGGCUGGGAGUGCCUUGGCAGCCCCCCAAGGUCUAUUUUUAGCCCAGCUGCUUCUCCCUGUGUGCCUACGGGUGCCCCCCAGUCCACCUUGUCCAGCAGAAGCUCCUGCCCAUCUCUGUUGGGAGGUUUCCAGAGUAACAAUGGAGAAAAGGUUACAAAUUCUGCGAAAGAGCCUGAAAUGCAGCAUUUUCCCUGGCCUGCAGGCAGCCAGUGGAGAAAAAUGCUUCCUGGGCCUCAGAUAGAAGCAAACUGCCCAUGGAAUGUAGCUGUGCAUGGGGUGAGGGGCAGAAACGUGUCCUGGAGUGUCAGAGAGCCAGAGGAAGUAUAGAUACUCAAAGAUCGAUGUUGUCAGCAGGAAUCCAGGAACCUCCCUACAGGCUCAUGAUCAAGUUUGGGAAAUCCAACCAAGUGAGACAAGAGGCCUGCUGUCAGCUCGCAGGCCUUGAGGUGCUAGAGGGGGGAAGGACCAUGGCAAGAGAGUUGGGAUCACAACUGGAGCAAGAGACCCUUGUCCUGGAGCAGAGCUGCUGCUGUUGCAGGAUUUUGACAGGGCUGGGGAGGUGGAUCCCUGCACACCCCACACCCUGCAUCCCCUGGCCUCAUGUCAGCACAACCUGCACCCCAGUGACCCUUCUGCCUGGGGCCUGGCAGCCCUGGGUCUGCACCCUAUGCCCUGCAUCUUGCAUCCUACCCACCCCUGCACCCCCAUCCCACACUCACACACCCCCACCCCACCCCCUGCAUCCUGCACAGACCUGUAUCCCCAUCCCACCAACCCCUGCAUUCCCCAUCCCACACCCCUGAACUCCCAUCCCAACCCCCAGAGACUCCAUCCCACCCCUUGCAGCCCAUGCACCCUGCAGCCCCCACCCUGCACCCCUGUAUUUCACCCACACCCGUGCCAGUGCCUCAACACUGGUGCCAGUAGCCCUGACCCAUUGCCGUUGGCACUGGAUUCCACCAAGGCCAACACUGAGACUAACUGCCAUCCAGCCCUGCUGCCGGGACUGCAGGCCACGGGGAGGGCAGGCACAGAGGAAGCCAUCAGUGCAAUCCAGCCCAGGGUGCCCACCCAGAGCCACCCUGCUCCCUGCCAGCAGCUCUCGGUCACCAGCAGCCUCAGCUGGCAGGGCUCCAGUGCCUGGCUCCAGUAAAUGCUCCCCAGCUGGUGCUGUCUGCACACCUGAGAUCAUCCCUUUGGAUGCCCCAAAUGGCAUUGGAGCAAACAGAGAGAAGAGCUGGGAUCAGUGACUAAGGUGGAGGAAAAGCACAAGAGCAAAGCUGCAAGUUCUAAUCACAAAGAGAUGCCAACCUCCUGCAGAUGGGAAGCAUCCGACCCCACGCUCCAAAAGGGGCCAAUCCCUGACGCCCCUCCAGGACCCACCUAACCCAGCCAGUCCCAUUUUUGGCACAGCCUUGGGGUUUUUUUUAGCUCCACGACUCUCCUUCCUGCGCCGCCUGCAAGGAAACAUCCUAGAAAUACCAGAAAAAUUCUAUGUCCCCUCUGCAAACUCAUGGACGGUUCUGUCCAGACUUAAGGAGCUUUGACCUGGGUUUGCAACUUGCCUCUGUACUGCUCGCUUCUUUUUUAAUGAUAGGGGAAAGCAUAAUAGUUUAUUUUAACUAUGAAAUAUAUUGCUAUAUUAUAAUGGUUAUGGUAACUUUCAAUUAUGCUUUUGUACCCAACACAGUUGUCGGCAGGCAGCGAUGCCAGGCUGCUGCCAAAAAUGUCUGUUUCUGAGUACAGCUGCUGCUGCUGGUGAGGAUGGAGGACAAGGGGCAGGGAGGGGCAUGGAACCCCAGUCGUUAUCCUUCAUCCCCCAGGUGUUCAUUCCCAUUACCUGGAAGCUAACCUCUAGCAGAUCUGGAUCCGUGUAGCCCACUGGCACCAGAGCUUUGCUUCUCCCUAGGAAAAGGUCUGACACCCUUUUCUCCCUGGAAAGCCAUCCCCAACAGGUUGUCUCCUCCAACUGAAGGAGUGACUUGGCUCCCUGGGGAGCUGUGCAAGAGUCAAACCUCCCCCUUUCCUCCAGAAUGGAGGCUCUUGAGGAAACAGUGGUGCAAAGCGUGCUGCUUCCCUCCUCUAGCCAGGCUCUUGGCACAUUUCCAUAGAAUCAUGAAAUCGUUAAGGUUGGAAAAGUCCCCUAAGAUCGUUGAAUUCAAUUGUUAACCCAGUACUGCCAAGGCCACCACUAACACAUGUCCCCAAGUGCCACAUCCACCCAUCUUCUAAACCCCUCCAGGAAUGGGGACUCCACCACUGCCAUGGGCAGCCUGUGCCAGGGCCUGACCUCCCUUACAGGGAAGAAAUUUUCCCAAUAUCCAACCUAAACCCAGUACAACUUAGUGCCAUUCCUCUUGUCCCAGUCUCUUCUUCCACAUAACAAGUGGACAUGUCCAGUUCAGGCUUCACUCCCUGCCCUGGAGAGCUGCACCUUUUGCUCAGUCUCAAGUUGUGAUGGCUAGGAAGAUGAAACCUUGAGCAUGAAAGAGAAAUGCAACAAGGUUGCAAGGACUGCUCCAUCUCAGCCUUCCAGCUGGGAACAGGCUGUCCUGAGUUGUGGCUGUCCCAUCCCAUAGAAGUGUUCAAGUCCAGGUUGGACAGGGUUUGGAGCAACCUGGUCUAGUGGAAGGUGUCCCUGCCCAUGGUGGGGGCGUGGAACGAGAUGAGCUUUAACUUUCUUCCAACCCAAACUGUUCUGUGAUUCCGUGAUUCUGUGAUUCUAUGGACAGCUCGAGCCUCAGAGAGCACCUCUUCCUUACCUCUAGCCCCUGAGCUGCUGGACCUGAUCCCCAUUGGAUCGUAAGUCUUAAACUGUUCUUUGGCAGCCCCAACACUUCUUCACGGCCAGUCUUCACAUAUGGAACAUGACAUGUCCAGGAAUGAGCAGCACCUAUAGGAUCAAUUCCUUUUGCUUUUGUCCAGAGAAAGCCUAAAAGCCCCUUCACUGGCCCUUCCCAAUCAGAGCUGCAGUCACUGCCAUGCUGUCACCGUUAUCACUGUCACAGCUGUGCUGGCCUGAUCCUCCCAGGCCAGUCAAACCCAGUAGGGCCCUAGCAGCAAUGAGCUGCCUUGAGUUCUGGAGGCUCCCUGCUGGACCCCAGAACUGAAAUCUCCCCACAGAAACCAGCUCUGAUGGAGGAGAGGGGCUGGUUCCUCUAGGAGGCCAGGGCUAAGCCUCCACCGCUGCCAGCUGAGUCUAGGGGUGCCAGGGCAUUUCUGGAGUUCUUGGCCCUCUGCACUGCUCUCCCUUGGGCUUCUCCGGCCCAGCAUCUCCCUGCCAGCUCAGAGCCCUGUGCCAUGGCCACCAAGUAUGUUUGCUGGGGGGGAGGAGAUUCCUCAGGAGCUUGAGAAGGGGAAGAUGCUGCUGCUAGGCUCUACACUGGUCCCAGCUUCUCCUCGCUUGACUCCAGGCUCCCUCCUGAAAGGUAUCCAAAGGCCUGAAGGCUAUAGAGAGGGGCUUUUGCAGGAGAGAGAAAAAACUUCUCCGUGGCAUUAUUUAUUUUCCUGUGGGAUGAGCCACCUCAGAGCCCUGUGGGGCACUAGGCAGGGCUCCAGAACCACCUGCCUGGUGGGUGCUCUUGGCCAGGGGCUCUGGUGCUCCAGGUGCUGCAAACUGUGCACCCAGCUCUGCUCCUUCUUCUGCCCAAAGUGUUCUUCCCCCUGCUGGGGUCUCGGCGCUGCUGACACGCCUUCCAGCGGGAGCUGCUUGCGUGUCUCUGUGGUCAGGAUCUGGCCCUGGGCUCACGUCCCUCCUUCAGUGCCAGUCUCUUGGCUAGGGGUCAGGAGCGAGGACUGGCCUAUGUGACAACAGCCUAUCCCCAUAGCAUUGCCAUAAACCUGAGCUGUACCCAGAAACAGGCAUGUUUUAAACUAUGGCUUUAACCUGUUCACUGUAAAAAGUGCCUUGGACUUUAAUCUGAAGAGGUCAGUAACUAUAAGUAUUUACCUGUGCGGGUGUGUAAGGAUGCAGUUCUCUGUGCAGAGUUACACACACAAAUAUAUGAUCUAUACGUA